AUGGCCACCAUCACGCGUCAACCCUUUGCACCCCUAGAUGGAUCUCGUCUCCAGAACCUGACCAGCCUGAAGAACAGACAAAAUGCUCUCCCAUCUCCCUCAUCAGCUGGCAAGCGAAAGGCCGAGCUCCUCGACCUGAACGAUGAUGCCGAGAAUGUUGACCCCCUCAUGUUUGCCAAGCGCGUCAAGCCCCUCAAGUCCGGCUCGACCAAGGACGUCGUCUUCAAGCCUGCCAACUUCAUCCUCAACACCAAGCCCAGUGCUAAGCCCGCUGUCUCCCCCAUCUCUGUCCUGCCCCAGUCAAAGUCGACCACAGCUUCUCGACGAACCAUCACGAGCCCAACCAAGAUCAGCACCGGCAUCUCCAAGCACUCCCCGCUCACUGCCCCCGCCGGGCGAUCUCCCACCAGAGGCAAGCGCUCCGGCCUCCUCUCCAACAGACGCCGCACGGCUGGCCCGUACUCGCGUGUCGACCCCCCCUCAUUCCGUUCCGCCGGUGCUGCCCCUUUCUCUCUCGAUGCCGCCCUCAAGGGCACCAUCCCCAGCUAUGCAGCUCGCCCUGCCGCACCCAAGCGAGCCUCGAACUCCCUGGAAUCAGACAUGAAGGCCAGCUGGUUCUUUGAUAUCCAUGAGGACACCGAGGAGCAGGAGAUGACCAACAUGCUCCAGCACAGCACUUGCGUCCUCGACAUUUCUUCGGAUGAAGAGUCCGAGUUGAAGGCACGCCGCGAGGGCCGUGAGGACAAGGAGAAUGUCCCCCCUGUUGAUGACGUCUCCCAGACUUCUGGACGACGAGCAGCUCGUCCUGCUCCCAGAGCCGACGAUAUGAUCGUUGAGAAGGAGAGAGUGGCUCUUGGAGCUCUCAACACCGCCGACUUCUACGCCGAGGGCUGCGACGAAUCGUCUGUCAUCAUUGUCCCCGCCGACGAGGAGGCCGAGACUGACACCGAGGAGCAAAUGCCCGCCCGCGCUCCCAAGAGCUUCGUCUUUUCCUCCGAGGUCACCAAGAACGCCCCCUCAUUAGAAGCCCCCACCCCCAUCGAGGAGACCAUCGAUGCCCUCAUGACCAAGCCCAGCGAAGGUUCCUCCAAGGCCGCCGUCCUGCAGCCCAUUGACGGCACUGGCGAGAGCUUUGAGCUGUGGGAGAGCGGCAGUGCCAAGGACGACACUGCCCCUUCUACACCCACCCAAUAA
Molecule: messenger RNA, 1194 nt
Organism: Clonostachys byssicola
Lineage: Eukaryota; Fungi; Ascomycota; Sordariomycetes; Hypocreales; Bionectriaceae
Source: the annotation of a GenBank genome assembly